UUUUGUUUGUGGGCAGCAUGGUCGAACUCUGUCAGUCAGUAUAAGGAGGGGUUUUUAAAUAAGUCUUUGUGGAAGAAUGAUGCCUUUUAUAAAGGGUGUUUCUGUUAAAAUGAAUAUCCUUAUGUCUCUAUGACGGUAGGUACAGGAUAACGUUUGGCGAGGGAGGAAAAAUGAAGAAAAAAAAACCAUUCAUGCUCCUCGGGUAACCCCUCAAUAUCAACUCUUAGAUUUCAUUUCAAACCCCGCCAGAUUAUUUAAGGAGGUGUAUCUUUCUGCAAAGUGUUUUUGAUUCCGCUUUAGAUUCCACCAGGCACUUAGGAAACGUGGUGGGGAAACGAACAAGAUUAAUGAAAGCGUUUCUUAGUUGAACAUAAAAGGUAAAUAAAUUUUUAAGGUGGGAAGAGAAAAACACCGGAGUUUAUAUGAAAAUUGGACUCUGUGUGUGUGUGUGUGUGUACAUGCGCGCGCUUUUCUAUUUCUCCCUCCCCACCACCACACUAGCCCCCCCCCCCCGGUCCAUCAAGGACAGUUGAUCAUAUGAAGGAGACUUAGAAAAGGUUUUGAGCUGUUGUUAGGUAGAAUCCCGCGAAUACAAAGCCCGGGCAUUUGGUGGUUGGUUGCGUUGGGGUGUGUUUUAAAAGACUAUAAAAUGGCACACUGCAUUUCUGCAUUUUUUCCAGGCUGCAGAAGAGGGGGGCGGGGGAUAGUGCAGACUGUGUAGGGACACUGCCCUUCUAACCAAUCAGAGCACGCCUGUUUGCCAUUACAAAGUUGUUAACCCCAGAGUCUUCUGGCUCCUGCUGCCUUUGCUUUUAAUCUUUGGAUAUUUCUCAGGUUUACUCGAAUCCCCCCCCACCUCGCCAGAUAUGGAGAAAAAACCUUCGGAAGCGACUGCCGACCAUGGGAAGGAGAUUCUAUUUUCAUUUGCAAAGGUUUUUAAAGAUGUUGGAUGAUUAUUUCGCUGCCUGGAACUGGUUGAUUGUAAGGGAGAAACUAUACGACUCUUUCUUUCCAGUCGGGAAAAGGCAGCUGGCUGCUUCCUUUCGAGGAUCUCAGGGAUCUCUAGAUGUCCCCAGACUUCAAGAACUGCUGGCCUUUGACAUGUACUGUUCCCAGGCAGUGGUCUUAUCCAGUCUUGACUAAAAAUGUCAGUUCCAAAACAGACCCAUCUAAUCAAGCAUAUAGUCAAUAACAGCCAACAAAGGUAAUAGAUAUGAAAUUAAUACUUGUCAUGUAUUCAGUUCAUCUCAGCGUUUCGCAUUCAGCGGUAUUGGCUGUCCUUAAAAAUAGCAUUUUUGAAUAGGGACAAACCUUAUUAGCUUUUGUAAAGAAGGGCAUCCAUCGGGGAAUAUGAGCAAACUGAAUGACAAAGGCCUAAUUAUACAAUUAACAUACUUGUGUGAUUUGCAUGAUGACAUCACAACAGGUCAUUUUGACAUCAUUGCAGUUUAUUGAAACUUAUGCUUUCAGUUCAGACACAUUAAUUUUAUUCUUAGUUAUUUUAGUUAAUUGUGCAUUUCAGUGGGAUUAAGCAGGACGACAUACCCACCAAUGUUUCUGGACAACUCUUCAAAAUUGUCAUUUAGGGUUAAUAGGUUAUUAUCAUAAUUUAAUAAUUUGCCUAAAUUAUAAAUAUUGAGUUCUAAGUAAAUAUACAUGACUAUGGAAUUUGAUUAAAAUGUGAAACUAUACUACUUUAUUAAUAUAAUAAUUUAAUUUUUAUGUUUGCGUCUAACUUAUGUUUUAUAUUUCCUUUUUCAUAACUAAUAUUUUAGGGUCAUUUUUCUUUAGUUAAAAUGCAUGUGCUACUGCAGCUGUAACACAAAUUUAUAAUACAGGAAGGAAGGAGUCAAUGUAGCAAGUUUGUAAAAGGGUUAUAAGAUUAUGCCUUUAGGCAGGCAAUAUUCCCAAUAUUUUAUAAAAAGUUUAUACCUCAAUCCACUAUCAGCCAUGAGAAUAUUUGAUAGACUGGCCUGAUUUAUAUAUUAUCUAAUUUGGCUUGUUAGGAUUUGGUUGAGUAUUUUGUCCUAAUCCUAGCUGUUUUAGUUUAGUUAAUAAACUAAAAAAAUAAUAAAGGAUAGCUUAGAAAAUUUGAGCACAGUGUUAAGUCUUUUAAUUAACCUGCAAAUAUUGUCAUUUUUUUUCAAAAGCAGUAUUCAUUUUUAUCUGAAGCAAAAAAAGUCAUGAAUACAUAGUAACUAUAUUAAAUAUAUUUAUCAGGACAAGUUCACAAGACAGGCAAGUUGCAAAUAUGCAGAAUAAAAACUUAUGACUUGCAGUCUAUGGAAAUUCUCAGUCAUCCAGCUCAUGGUUUUCCCAAAGGUGCUUUUCCAGGAGGCAACUGGACUUUCUUGUUUUUUCUUUGAAGAUAUUUCACUUCUCAUCCAGAAAGUUUCUUCAGCUCAGACUAGAUGGGGGACAGUGAAAGGACACAGGACAGAACAUAACCUGCAGCCAAGAAGGCUCCAAACCAGGGUUCUUCAAACUUUUUAAAUGGACUAAUUCAAGGUCCCUCAGACUGUUGUGGGGGGGGGAGUGGACCGACUGGGUGGUGAGACCAAUUUAAGGGGAGGGAUGUGGUUGAGGGGGGGAAUUGCGAACAACUGGGUGUGAUUGCUUUUUGCCUGCUGGAAAUGGGCAUGCUUUUACCACCUCUACUUGCAAGGGGAACAUGCUCCACGGGGAGGCCAAGGACAAGACCUGCGAAGGGAUCAAGGAGAUGAAAACCUGCUCCCCAACUGCAAACCAAGAGACGGGAUGGAGUAGGUAGCAGCUAUCACACACCCUACUCACCUUGUCUUAACCCACAAUAGUAGUCAAAGGCAGAGGCAAGGGAGAGACAAGCGGUCCGACCUGCUGGAUGUGUCAGGCAGCCACCUCCCCUGCCUCAGCCACAUGGAAUGGAGCAAAAGUGUCCAGUGGUCCACAUCACAUGCCUCCCCCAACACUCAGUGCCAGUGCUGCUGCUGCCAUGCCUAUUUCUUGAAGGGCCAUCUGCAGAGUCCCUGCUGCUGGAUACCUGUAUCUUGAUGGAUGCUGUUCCUUUUGUAUCUGAAGGAAAUGGCAGACACCGGCAUCUUGCCCUCCACCCAGACUCUGCAGCUGCUGCGGACCGUGAGGCUGCACUGUCCACAUCACCCCUGUGCCAGCUGCCCACCGACUCACACCCUUCGGAUGUGCACAACAGGCUCAAGCAAGGGCUCUGUGCAUCUGGCAGCAGGAUCAGACCAGGCAUGCCUCACUAGGAGCGGAUCUGGCAAGGAAUCCCUAAGGUGGGGGCUCAUCCGCCGGCCGGCUGACUUCUUCCUGCCUCCCUCACCAGUGGAGACAGCUGUCCUCCUUCAGGGGCAGGUAGCCUCUCCAGCCACUGCCUCAGAACUGCAGAGUGGCAGAAGGACAAACAGCCAAGCAAAGAGGGGGAGGGGAAGAAGGCAGCAGGGGUGGCUGUUGCAGCGGCCGCUUCUUAGUUUGCUGCCAUUUUUCCAGGCCUGCUUCACCAACAGGCUCCCACUGGCUUGCAGGAGCCUCUUUUGGGCCGGGCGCUCCAGGGCCACUGCGGCUGCUUGGAGCACACUGGUUGAUCUCUGUCCAGACUCCAGGAACAGAUGAACAGAGGAAGCCCAAGCUAAAAAACAGAAGUGGAGGAUGCCGGUUUCCCUUCUCAAGGCCUCUGUGCAUCCCAUUUUUGGCCUUCCCAUCCCCCAGAAGCACUCUGCCAGCCAAAACUGUUGGCCUUACCUUUCAGUUCCAGCCCACAGGCUCGCAAAAAUAAGGUCUGCGCUCGGCCAGAGUCGGCAGGGUAGCCUCUUGGUCCGGUGCAGGACGGAUUAAUGGCUUCACCGAGCCAAAGUUUGAGGACCCCUGCUCCAAACCCAUUAGCACUAUUCAGGUGUUCCUGAGAAUACAGAUAAACCACCAGAUGGCCGUAACUUUCUAAAAGAAUACAGAUGACAAGCUGUAAGGAAUAUAAACCCUUCCAUUACCCAUCAUCCAAUUAAAGCUGAAGAAGCUUCUUGGAUGAGAAGCAAAAUGUCUUCAAAGAAAAAAUAAAUCUAGUUGCCUCCUGAAAAAGCACUUUUAGGACAAUUAUGGUUUAUGGGAAAAUAUGGAUUCUAUAGACAUAUGGGUAUAACAAAUGAGACUUUCACAAUCAAUAUUUUGCUACCAUCUUGUACUUAAGUCUUUCUGAAUUCUGAUUUUUACAAUCAGCCAUAUUUAUUUUGAUUGUUCUAUUUUUCUUAACUAACCUGGAUACUCUUAAAAAGGAAGAAUAUAAUACAAAAUACAUGCAACUUACAUACUACAGAAUAAUGUGAACUCUUUAUAUCCAUUGUGUAAUAUUUAUGAAGUAUUUCUUCAAAUAAGCCUCCGAGGAGUUUGAAAUGUAUAAUCCAGCUAUAAAUUUCUUGUCUUCAUCUGUUCUAGAGUAAGACUCAAUCUCAGAAAUAUGGAGUGGCUCUGGAUUUGAAGCCCUGGUGAUUCCAUUAACUUAGCAUAUUUCCUCCAAACUAGGAACAUCAUCUCCAGCGGGCCAUUUCAGCACAGCAAGUAUAUGGAGAGAAACGGGAUAAUAUGGUUAUACCAGUCCCAGAAGCAGAAAGUAAUAUUGCCUAUUAUGAAUCAAUAUACCCUGGAGAAUUUAAAAUGCCAAAGCAGCUUAUUCACAUACAGCCUUUUAGUUUGGAUGCUGAGCAACCGGAUUAUGAUUUGGAUUCAGAAGAUGAGGCCUUUGUGAAUAAGCUGAGGAAAAAAAUAGAUAUUUCUCCAUUGCAAUUUGAAGAAAUGAUAGACCGACUUGAAAAAGGAAGUGGUCAGCAGCCAGUCAGCCUGCAGGAAGCCAAACUACUCUUGAAGGAAGAUGAUGAACUGAUUAGAGAAGUAUACGAAUAUUGGAUUAAAAAGAGAAAAAACUGCCGAGGCCCUUCUCUUAUCUCAGCAGUGAAACAGGAGAAACGUGAUGGGUCCAGCACAAAUGAUCCUUAUGUUGCAUUUAGAAGGCGAACAGAAAAGAUGCAGACUCGAAAAAAUCGAAAGAAUGAUGAAACUUCUUACGAAAAAAUGCUUAAACUGAGGCGGGAUUUGAGUCGUGCAGUAACAAUUCUAGAGAUGAUAAAGAGAAGGGAAAAAAGCAAGAGAGAGUUGCUGCAUUUAACGUUGGAAAUUAUGGAAAAGAGAUAUAAGUUGGGUGAUUAUAAUGGAGAGAUCAUGUCUGAAGUAAUGGUACAUCGACAGCCUAUGAAGCCUACUUAUACUAUUCCUGUUGGAAUAGUUCCUAAUAGCACUCAGUUUAAACACCAGGAAAAUAUAGAAUUGAAGGAAUUUAAAAUAAACAAGCAAGAGAAAGCGGAAGCUAUACGGCCGAAGAGAAAAUAUGAGAAGAAGCCCAAAAUUGUUCCUUCAUCGGCUGCUAUUGCUUCUCAGCAGACAGUUCCUGCUUCACUGCCAAUCUUUAAUGCUAAAGAUAUGAAUCAGUACGACUUUCCCAGCUCUGAUGAAGAUCCUCUUUCUCAAAUCUUUUCUGGCUCUUCUGAAACUGAGGAAGAAAAUGAUCCUGAUGGGCCAUUUGCUUUCCGUAGGAAAACAGGCUGUCAAUAUAACGCUCCUCAUUUAGACCAAACUGGUGACUGGCCUUGGAAUACUCCUAAAGGGGGAACAUUAGGAGAUGAGCGGUAUAGAUAUUGCUUGACCACCCUUACUAGGCCGCAAAAGUGCAUUGGGUUUUCACGUAGACGGGUUGGACGUGGUGGAAGAGUGCUCCUGGACCGAGCAUAUUCAGAGAAUAACAGUGCAUUUUGCCAGCUGGAUUCAGAAACACCUUCCUCACAACUACACUCUUCAGUCAAUCAAAUUGCCAAUACCUCAGAAACAAAUACCUCGGAUAGAUAUUUAUCUAAAGACCUCAGUCAGAUACUAGUCGAUAUCAAAUCACGUAGAUGGCGUCAUUUUAGGCCUCGGACACCAUCCCUACAUGAUGGUGACAAUGGUGAACUUUCAUAUAGGAAAUUGCACAGGAGUGUUAAUCGAGCAGGCACAGCACAACCUGGGAACCAGACAUGCAGUACCUCUAAUCAAAGUAAAGAUAGCAGUGGUGCAGCACAUUUUGCAUUUACAGCCGAACAAUACCAGCAUCAUCAACAACAACUGGCACUAAUGCAGAAGCAACAGCUUGCACAAAUUCAUCAACAGCAAGCAAAUAGUAAUUCUGCGAACGCCUCACAGGGUUUCAAUUCCAAGACAUUGGAUUCUGUCAGUGCUCAGUUUGCUGCUUCAGCCUUGGUUACAUCAGAACAGCUCAUGGGAUUCAAAAUGAAGGAUGAUGUGGUGCUUGGAAUUGGGGUGAAUGGCAUCCUUCAAGCCUCAGGAGUAUAUAAGGGCUUACACUUCAGUAAUACUACGCCUACAGCACUUGUACAUACAAGCUCAUCAACAGCAGGUUCAGCCUUGUUACAGCCUUCAAAUAUAACACAGACUUCAAGUUCCCACAGUGCACUGAGUCACCAAGUAACUGCUGCCAAUUCUGCAACAACUCAGGUUCUGUUUGGGAACAACAUUAGAUUAACUGUACCCUCAUCUGUUGGCACUGCAAACUCUAUUAAUACGCUCAAUGCACGGCACAUACCUAGGACUCUAAGUGCUGUUCCAUCAUCUGCCUUAAAGCUGGCUGCAGCAAACUGUCAGGUGCCCAAGGUGCCAGCCUCAUCCUCUGUGGACACAAUACCAAGGGAAAACCAUGAAACAGAAAAGUCAGCACUGAACAAUAUAGCAGACAAUACAGUAGCAAUGGAGGUGACGUAGUCUCUGUAGUAACGAAACUUCAGUCUUCGGGAACUUGUUUAGGUGCUAUGCAUCAGUAGCAAUUUGAAUGCAAGGGAUGAUGGGGAAUGCAUCAUAUUGCAUUUCCAUGGCAGCUGUGGGGACUUGACAGCAAUGCACAUCUCUCAUGCUUUGGUUUUUCUAUUCUUAUUGUUAAUAGGAAAAAAAAUCAAUACCUGUAAAUUAAGACGACAGCAAUUAUCUGUACAGUACUGCAUAUUUGUAAUACCCUUGUAUAUAUGUUACUUGAAUACAGAACCGUUCAUUUGUGAUGCUUUGCACUUGGGACGGGGCGGGAGGGAGAAUUGCAACAAAGUAAGAGUGUAAGAAGUGAGAUUGUAUAAAGAUGAAGUGUCAUGACAUCAUGUGCAUGGUGCGGAACCUGCUGUUUUAUCUAUUUAUUGUGCUGUGUUUACAGUUUUUGUACACUGUACCUUCAUUGGUUCCUGUGCUGUAGUAAAUGUGUUAGGUAGCUGUGGACUCCUUGGUAUUUUGUAAAUGGUAUUAACAUAACUUGGUUCUCCCUCUGGGUCCUUGAGUUUUUUGUGUAUCAUGUGAAAAAUGGUGACAUACAUGCAGAAUUUUUUUAAAAGGCAUCAGUUUAAAAAUGGGGAAUGUGCUACUCAAUAUGAUCUUCCUGUUUUAAAAUCACAAGGCAAGUAACAAGCUAAAAAUGAAGUCAUGGAUUCUAUUCAACUGACUAGCUCACAAGCAUGUGUGCAGUUUCUGGUACUUAAAGCACUAAAGUUAUGUUGCUGCUCUUCAUAUAACCCCUUCUGUUGUCCCAUUUUCUUAUGCACCAAAAUAGUGGUGUCAAAUCAAGUAUGCAAAUGGAGUCCUUACAACUGGAGUUUUAUGUUGUCUUGCCAUUCUUUUGAUCACAAAUUAUAUUUUUUUAUUGUGUAAUUGUUAUUAAAGACUUCAUUCUUGGUUUUUUUCAAAAAAAAGCUAAAAGGGAAAAGAAUGCAGUAAUUGCUGUAUGUGUCUCAUCAUUCCAAUUUCUGAAAACAGCCAGCUUUCCUUCGCCCACCCCCACCCCUUUUCUUUUAAUAUUCUCCAAAAGGCUGAAAGACCAGAACCACAACUCUCGGGUGCCUUUCUUUGGAAAUAUUUGCGCUCUCUUCUGUGAAGAGAAUGAUUCUUAGGACUCUACUACUAGUGCUUUGUCAGUACCGGUCUGAAUGCCCAUUCUGAUGGCGUACAUUAUCCUUAAGAUUUUUAAUCCCACCUGGAAUUGUGAUAGAACUCUCACAAAAUAAACCCAGGGCAUUACAUGUUGAUAGAGAAAGUGUGUGGUGUGUUAUACUAAUUUCAUUUUAUGAAUUUAUUUAUUCUGAGAGAAUGUGACACAGUUGAGCAUGCUUGUUUUAAAUUAAAAUAUUUUAAAAGUAA
Thamnophis elegans (Western terrestrial garter snake) is the source of this 8205-nucleotide messenger RNA. RefSeq names its product enhancer of polycomb homolog 1 (gene EPC1). The transcript has 16 exons. The coding region runs from base 4573 to 6795 and encodes 740 amino acids. The record is from RefSeq and is a predicted model, not a curated record. Gene Ontology annotation, cellular component: piccolo histone acetyltransferase complex. Gene Ontology annotation, biological process: regulation of transcription by RNA polymerase II. NCBI's taxonomy places the organism in Eukaryota, Metazoa, Chordata, Lepidosauria, Squamata, Natricidae.